GCCACUCUCCGCUGCCUGGGCCGGCGCACAGUGGUGUGUGGUGAUUUAUCACCUACAACCUACCCCUUGUGGACGCGCGGUCUCUGCACCAUCUCGAGACACUGUUUCCUUGGCACCUCCGGUGAUAUCUCUCCCAAGGUUUAUUUGCCUCACUGGUGCACUCUUGGCUUGAUCAUGUGAGCGUGUCGGGCAUAUUGUCUGAUUCAACUUGUGCGGAACCACCACCCCGAGAUACUUCAUCGUCCCGAGCCAGUCUCGCGGACAGAUAUCUCGCUUUAUCUCUCCCCGCCCAUUUCUCUCGCCACCGCUAUGGAUCCGGCAGAGCCGCCCGCAAAUGCUGGCUCUCCGACAGAGCCACAGCCACUUCCAUCCCCGCCGUCAACGUCGGGGAUCAAGGCAGAGAAACCGCCACAGAAGCCCCCAAAGAAGACAACGGUGAGGAAACGGACUAAAACUGGGUGCCUAACUUGCAGGAGACGCCGCAUCAAGUGUGACGAAGGCAAGCCGACUUGCAACAACUGCAUCAAGUCCAAGCGAGAAUGCGAAGGAUACAGCCAAAGACUUACUUUCAAGGAGCCGCUGGGAUCGUUCCCCCCUGCCCACCUCUACGGGCAUCCCGUCUAUCACCGGCAGGUCCAUGAAGCACUCGUCAAUGCUCAGAUCACAGCGGCGCAGACCAAGUCCGCAUCAUCUCAGGGAUCACUCGCAGUCAUCGCCCCUAAGCCUCCGCCCGUGGACUACUCCGGUGUCGCAUCUACACCCUUUGCGCAAGGGUACGGCGGCCUGACUAACCCGCCAGCCGCCGGGGCGCCUCCUUUCCUCCCGCCACAACAAUUGCCGAGUCCCCCGCUUUUAGCUCCCGACCACCAGAGCAACUUCUUCGACCGCCCCCCGCCUCCUCUGCAUGGAGAGCCACCCGCAGAUGACGAUUUCUUCGGCGUUCCUCCGCCGCUUCAAGGAUUCGAACACGACCCCAGUCUUACCGGCCUCCCGCCGGGCUACGUAUCACACCACGCACCCGUGUCAGGCCCGGAGCACCCGCAGGUCUUCCCCCAAAGCAGCGUCCCCGGUGCAGACCAUCAGGUCUUUGAACGUGAGGCCUAUUGGCAGUCAGACGAUGAAGCAUCCAUGGUCGAGUCGGACGACGACGCAGUUCCGGACCAUCACGUUCUCCCUCUCGAGUCGCACGAUGUCGGUAUCGAGUUGGCCAGGCGUUUGGAACCGCAUCACGAUGUGUACGGAGUGCGCAUCAGAUCGUUCGCUCCCUUGGCUGACGAAAAUAUACUCGACACGUACACGCCAUCGUCAGCUAGCUCGCCCUUGAACGAUUCCCAAACGGCGGCUAUCUUCUGGUACUUUGUCAACGUCACGGGCCAGAGCAUAUCAGUCUACGAGAGACAGCCGUUUGACCCCGCGUCACUCUUCGAAGGCCGUCCUGCCCCUCAGCAGCGCCAACGUAUAUGGACGUAUACCUUCCCCAUCAUGGCGUUCAAUCAUCCAGCACUGAUGCAGGCGAUGCUUGCGCUGGGCAGCCUGCAGUUGGCCAAACUUCAAGGCUCACCCCCUACGGCGGCCAUGAAACACUACCACCUGAGCUUGCGGAGAGUGGCCAAGAACUACCAGAGUCCCAACAGGCGGUCGCAGCCAGCGACCCUUGCCGCCACGCUGUUGCUCGGCUUCUACGAGGUUUGGAACUCGGACCACGACAAGUGGUGUAAGCACAUGUGGGGAGCCCGCGCCAUCAUUAAGGAGAUCCCGUUUGGGCGGAUGACCCGAGACCUGCUCGCCUACCGUCAACGGCAGAGGGAACAGGAACUUCGGAACCACCAAUGCAAUGAAUUCUGCUUGGGCUCGCAUGGGGAUCCCAGCCGGGACCCCUCAGCAGUCGAUACCGAACUGCUUUUCCAGCUCACCGGCCAGAGAGUCGACUAUGGGACCAGCCGUGGCGGCGCGCUCGAUGACUCGUCCCGACCGUCACGUUUCACCCAGCGCGACGCCGAGACUUACGAGCAACUCCGCGACCUGUACUGGUGGUACUGCAAGAUGGAUGUCUACCAAAGCUUCCUCGGCGGAACACGGCUCUUGAUGGACUACCAGCAAUGGACACAGUGCGUGCCUAGGGGCCCCUUUGGGAAGAUCGACUCGAUCUUCGGAACGUAUGAUUUCACCAUCCUGUUACUGGGAAGGUUAGCCAACUUUGCGUCCCGGGAUCUGGCCCGGAAACGCAGGGCGAGGAGAGCCCAACCUCCCCAAGGCCAAGGCCCGGGGAUGGGUCGGGGCCAGUCUCCUCCAUCGUUCCCAGGCCUGAUGCCCAGCUCGGGCCGCGUUACGGUGCCGAGAGGUUUCAGCCCGCCCCGGGAGUCGUCCCCGUCCAACGACUCGGCCGAAGACAUGGACUUUGACGCCUCGACCGCCCAGGCCAUGCGGGAGUGGGAUGACAUCCGGCAGGCAUUCGAGGUCUUCCGGGCACGUCUCGGUCCCGACUUUGAGCCCAUGAGCCCGGACUUCGCGCCGCCCGAGAUGACGCCGUUUGGACCGGCCCUGAUGUACCGGACGUAUGGCAUCGCGGGUAUCUGGAUGAACUAUUACAUGGGCCUCAUUAUGCUGCACAGGGCGCACCCGUCGAUGCCGCCGGUCGCCGUGGUUGCCGCCGGCAUGGCGGCGCCGCAGACGGGGCACUGGGCGAACGAGAUCGCGCGAAUCGCCGCGGGCUUGCACGAAGACACAACCCACGUGGCAGCCAUCAGCACGCUUGUGGGCGCCGCCUUCAUCGAGAGUUCAUUCCCACUGUUUGUUGCCGGCGUGCAGGUAAACGCUCACCCUUCCACUGCCUCCCCGCCCGCCCAAUCACAAAGAAUAAAGAAAAGAUCAACUAACCCGGCGUCAGUUCCGCGACCUCCAGCAGCGGCACUGGUUGGUCCGCCGGCUGCACGACAUCGCGCGGCUCACGGGGUGGCAGUCGGCGCGGCAGAUCGCCGAAGGGUGCGAGUCCGCCUGGAUCAAGGCGGCCGAGCUGGGCCGCGGGCCGCCCUACCACAGCCCGCCCGACCUGGGCCCACUGUUCCCGGACUCGGUGUGGAACCGGCCGCGCCGGCUGGACCGCCGCAUCCAGGAGCUCGAGGCCGGCGACAGCAGGCUCGUGCUGGCGCAGUCGGAGCGCGCGCACUACGCGCUCGGCUUGCUCAGCGUGGAGCAGGAUUUGGAUACGUUGGAUAUCGAUGAUGAUGAUGAUGCUGAGGGGCCUCAGGGCGGGCAGGGGAAGAGGGGUGCUGGGUGAGCCGGGGAGCUGUGCUUAUGGGCGUCGGGAUGGCCGAUUGGAUAACAGGAUGGUUGUCCUGGAUUUUGGGAUCAGGAAAGGUAGUGAGUGGUUUCUGACUUGCCUGCUGUGCUGUAACGGUACCACACUGGGUUGAUGAUAUCCCGGGAUCUGGCUGGGUCGCUGCGUCCUUUUUUUGAGUAGUGGGUUGUCUGAAGACGAAAAGGCACGCGUCCCGGGGGGGGGGG
This is a messenger RNA of Thermothielavioides terrestris NRRL 8126, 3504 nucleotides long. RefSeq lists its product as uncharacterized. Gene Ontology annotation, molecular function: DNA-binding transcription factor activity, RNA polymerase II-specific; zinc ion binding; transcription cis-regulatory region binding. The record is from RefSeq and is a predicted model, not a curated record. Gene Ontology annotation, biological process: positive regulation of transcription by RNA polymerase II. Gene Ontology annotation, cellular component: nucleus. Bases 310 to 3222 code for a protein of 970 amino acids. NCBI's taxonomy places the organism in Eukaryota, Fungi, Ascomycota, Sordariomycetes, Sordariales, Chaetomiaceae. The transcript is spliced from 5 exons.